AUGGCAGAGCCAAAGGACAAAGGCUGCCGGAGGCUUAGCAGGGCCCUCUCGUCCACCGCGCUCGCUCAGUCCGGAGAGAGCGGGGCCGAAGAGCGGGUGCUAGUGAUCAACACUGGCGGGACCAUCGGGAUGGUGUCUCAGAAAGAGGGUCUUGCUCCUGAAGCCAACAAGUUAGCCAGGGCCCUGAAGAAGAUGCCAAUUCUUCAUGAUGAGGAAUGUGCCAAGAACCUCCAGUGCCGGUUUAAACUUGGAGAUGACACUUUGGUGCUUCCCCUUUCUAAGCAAAAGAAAAGAAUUAUCUACACCAUCAUGGAACUUUCUCCGCUGCUUGAUUCUUCCAAUAUGACACCUGCUGAAUGGGACAAGAUUGCCAGGCACCUUGAGGCAAACUAUGAGAAGUAUGAUGGCUUUGUGAUCCUUCAUGGGACAGAUACAAUGGCCUAUACAGCUGCGGCUUUGUCCUUCAUGUGUGAGAACCUGGGUAAAACCAUCGUUCUAACAGGGUCUCAGGUGCCCAUAUAUGAACUAAGGAAUGAUGGCAGAGCCAACCUGCUUGGGGCACUGCUGAUCGCUGGCCUGUUUGUAAUCCCUGAGGUGUGCCUGUACUUUUAUAAUAAACUGUACAGGGGAAACCGGGUGAUUAAGGUGGAUGCAGAUAGUUUCAAUGCCUUUUCCUCACCUAACCUGCCUCCACUUGCAAAUGCUGAGGUUGAUAUUACAAUUAACUGGGAGACCAUCUGGAGAGCCAAUACCACCAAGAAAUUUGAGAUCCAUACCAACAUGAACUGCAACGUCGGGCUGUUGAGGAUCUUCCCAGGAAUUACUGCUGCCACGGUGAAAGCAUUCCUUCAGAGUCCAAUGGAAGGAGUUGUACUUGAGACCUAUGGAAGUGGGAAUGCGCCCAAUAAUCGUCCAGAUUUGCUAGAUGAGCUUAAGAAAGCAACUGAUCGCAAUGUGGUGAUUCUGAACUGUACCCAGUGCCUGCGAGGAACUGUUUCUUCAGCCUACGCCACAGGAAAGACUCUCAGGGAUGCAGGCGUGAUCCCAGGGGCAGAUAUGACACCAGAAGCCGCCCUGGCCAAGCUCUCCUACGUCUUGAGCAAACCCGGACUUACCAUGAACGAAAAGAGAAAGAUGCUGAGUGAGAAUCUGAGAGGAGAGAUGACUGUUGUGCCCAUCAAAACCCAGACCACCCUCCAAAAUAGCAAGUUUAUCCAGGAGAUUGCAAAAUAUCUCUGCAUCAGCUCCAAGGAGGAACUAUCAGCUGUUCGGGAUGCUUUGAUUCCUCCUUUGGCUUGUGUGGCUGCAAAAAAUGGUGACUUGGAUACCCUAAAAGCCUUACAGAACAUGGGUGGAAAUUUGAGCUCUGGGGAUUAUGAUGGCCGCACCCCACUGCACAUUGCGUGCUGUGAGGGUAACUUGGAGAUGGUCAGGCAUCUGCUGCAAUCUGGUGCAACUGUGUAUGCAAAAGACCGAUUGGGAGCUACUCCUCUGAUGAAUGCUGUCAAGUUCAGGCAUCACGAUAUUAUUCGCCUGCUCCGCACAACUGGGGCUCACCUUUCCAGCCAAGAGCUCAUGAAUGUUGAACCUGAACUCUUCAGUCUUGCUUUUAGUGGCGAUGUUGAUGGUCUUCAUGCAUGGUAUCUUGCUGGUGUGGAUUUGAACAAACCUGAUUCCGAUGGGAAUACUCCAUUUACUGUGGCCAAGAUUGCAGGGCAUGUAAAAGCUGUGGAAUAUUUGAGGAAGUACAUACAAUAAUUUGACACAUGACAUUCCUCUCAGGUUGUGAAAUUCAGCUAUCUGAAUCCAAGAAAUGCCUGAGAAGCACUGAAGAAAAUGGGCAAAUGCUUACUGUUUUUAGCAAUACUGUAGUCAAGAGAUGGCUAUUCUUAGGCUUGAUUUUUAAAAACCCAGUUUUUAACCCAGUUAUGAAAGGAAUUUUUUUAUUGUUGACAUGUAAGGGUGCAACAUGCAAAACUCUUGCUUCCACACCAAUCCAUUGAACUGAAUGGCAUUUUCUGGAAGGAAUGUGUGCUGAUGGAACCAAACGGUUGUCCUUAAACCUUUAUUACAUUGAUUCACGAUCCUUGAUUGAUGGAGACUGGACUUGAGAAUUUUUGAGAGCAAAGCAGUGUCCUUUACAUUGACCUGAAGCCCUUUACGGUAGUUCAGGAUCAAUGCCGUUUAACAGAAACAUAGAAAAUGGAAAUUAAGUUGUGCUUUUCAGCACAUUUGCUUUAAGGAAUGAAAUGCACAGGCACUUCAGUAAGAGAAACCAUGCUGGAUCAGAGCACAGGGCUAUCUUGUUCAGCGUUGUCAUCCAACCAGCUGCCCACAGAACCCACAAGCAGGACAUGAGCUCACAACGCCCUUCCGCCCAACUUCCCUGGCAACUGGUGCACAGAGACCUAUUGCUUCUGAUGGACGUAUCACAGAGCCAUGCCGACUAAUAGUCAUUGAUAGCCUUCUUCUCCAUGAAUUUGCCCAAGCUUCUUUAAAGCCAUCCAGAUCGAUGGACAUCGCAAAUUGGUGGCCAACAUCUGAGGAUUUUGAUUAGCUUAUUAUUAUAGCAGAAAUCUAAUAGUAGAAUUUCACCAAAUUACUUCCUCUGAGAGUGAGCAGAUGCUGAAUGUGAGUAGAACUGGAGUCUCAAAUUGGGAACAUUAAGAAAUAAGGGGGGAGUUAUCAGUAUAUUUGGAGAAAGCCCAAAAGUCCUGACUCAUGCACAGAAAGAAAAUCCAGCCUAAAGAGGACUGGGAGCAUUUUUGGUUGCAAUGCAAUAUUGCAUGGAAGACAGAAAAGAAAACAAAAACGGGAGAGUGUUGGAAGAGGGUUGACUGGCUGGAACCUUGAGCAGAAGCACUCCUGCUAGCCAGUGUGGCUACGUGGCAACCUCUCGCAGGUCCCACUUGUUUCAUCAAAAGCAAAACUCACGAUGAACUUGAAGGGCUCUGCUUGUGGAUGCAGGGAAAUCUUGGUCAUUUCAGAGAAGUUCAGAGAAGGCCAGCAAGAUUUGCCAAAUUGAUGUGAGAGAGUCUUUUGCCUAAAUUAGAUCUGUGCCAAAUGUAGAGGAUCCUGUUCAGCGAGCACAAACAUUGUGAAAGCGUGUUAACUAUUUUUGCAUCAGCUUUGUGGUGUUCCUCAGUGGAACUCUGUGCAUCUUUGCGGGUAACAUCACAAAUAUGUUCUUGCUUGCAAAUUAAUCACGGUGCACUUACGUGGCAACUUCUUGGGAAUAGUGAUGCUUUAUUUUGGGAAAUGCUGUUGAUCUUCUCACCUUGUCUAUUGGUCAUGAUUGUUUUGUUAUGCUUUUCAAUAAAAUAUUUGAAAAAUA
Messenger RNA from Varanus komodoensis (Komodo dragon), 3334 nucleotides. Its product is annotated as 60 kDa lysophospholipase-like. Gene Ontology annotation, biological process: amino acid metabolic process. Gene Ontology annotation, molecular function: asparaginase activity; protein binding. The transcript has 16 exons. The record is from RefSeq and is a predicted model, not a curated record. NCBI's taxonomy places the organism in Eukaryota, Metazoa, Chordata, Lepidosauria, Squamata, Varanidae. The coding region runs from base 1 to 1758 and encodes 585 amino acids.